AUGCAUGGUGCUGACUGCACCAAGAUAUACCUUAACAUCGGCCACUUGUAUCGGCAUUGUAAGGAGAAGCAUGAGUGCCAAGAGACCUAUGGAUCAUGUCCCAACGUUCGAGAGUACCGCGCUCAGAAGUACCAUGCAUCACACGGCGACACUCAAUCAAUCGAGAGAUACUUGGCUGAAGGAUUCCUCAGGUGUGAUCAUUCACAGUGCAUCUACUUCUUCAAGACCGAGUGCGCCAAACACUCUCAUAUGUACCAGAGACAUGUAUGUUCCAAUCCACAUGGAUGUGAAGCAUGUGUCAUUCGCAACUUCCACAUCGACAACGGUGAGAACAACAGUGACGACCAAGAUCAAUCCCACUCUAAUGGAGGGCGAAGAGGAAGACUACUCAAUAGGCAGCGCAAGGUCAUCAGUGGGACCGCGGUUAGUUACAAGAAGAGAAGCACGACAACAAACAGCACCCUUGCCAAGCCUUGUCAGGCUGGAGACUGGAAUGAGAGAAUGUUCAACUUGAUCAAAUGUCCACAUGUUGGAUGUGAGGAGUUUGGUCAGCCAAGUGUGAUCAACCAACAUCUUCGACUGGAUCACACUUGUCCAGUGUCACUACAUUUUGAUGGUUGCCAGUUGUCUCGUCAUAGUGAACAUCAACAUGAUUGGUUGCUCGUGUGA
Molecule: messenger RNA, 669 nt
Organism: Acytostelium subglobosum LB1
Lineage: Eukaryota; Evosea; Eumycetozoa; Acytosteliales; Acytosteliaceae
Exons: 1
Coding region: 1-669 (222 amino acids)
Source: RefSeq, a predicted model, not a curated record